AUGUCGACCACCAUUGAAAAGAUCAAAGAGAUCGAGUCCGAGAUGGCUCGGACUCAGAAGAACAAAAACACCUCCUUCCACUUGGGCCAGCUGAAGGCAAAACUUGCUAAGCUGAAGCGAGAGCUAUUGACUCCGACCAGCGGUGGUGGCGGCGGCGGUGCUGGUUUCGAUGUCGCGCGGACUGGUGUUGCCAGUGUUGGCUUUAUCGGUUUCCCAUCCGUCGGGAAGAGUACUUUGAUGAGCAGGCUGACAGGCCAGCACUCGGAAGCUGCCGCCUAUGAGUUCACGACCCUCACGACUGUCCCCGGUCAGGUCAUGUACAAUGGUGCUAAGAUUCAAAUUCUUGAUCUGCCUGGUAUUAUCCAAGGUGCCAAAGACGGCAAAGGUCGUGGUCGACAAGUCAUUGCAGUGGCCAAGACUUGCAAUCUGAUCUUCAUCGUUCUCGACGUGAACAAGCCCUUGGUCGACAAACGGGUCAUUGAGAAUGAAUUGGAGGGGUUUGGCAUUCGAAUCAACAAGUCACCACCCAACAUCGUGUUCAAGAAGAAGGACAAGGGUGGAAUUGCGAUCACAAACACCGUGCCGUUGACGAAUAUCACCCCCGAGGAGAUCAAAGCCGUGAUGAACGAGUACAAAAUUUCGUCUGCCGAUAUCUCAAUUCGGUGUGAUGCCACCAUUGACGACUUGAUUGACAUUCUGGAAGCCAAGAGCCGCAGCUAUAUUCCGGUUGUCUAUGCUCUGAACAAGAUCGAUUCCAUUUCUAUUGAAGAAUUGGAUCUUAUUUAUCGGAUCCCCAACGCUUGCCCUAUCAGUUCGGAGCACGGAUGGAACGUUGACGAGCUGAUGGAGAUGAUGUGGGAGAAGCUCCAGCUGCGCCGAAUUUACACAAAGCCCAAGGGCAGGGCACCUGACUAUAGCGCACCCGUUGUGCUCCGGUCCAACGCGUGCACUGUCGAGGAUUUCUGUAAUUCUAUUCACCGCACAAUUAAGGAUCAAUUCAAACAAGCCAUCGUGUACGGCCGCUCCGUGAAACACCAACCGCAGCGAGUUGGUCUCUCGCACGAGCUUAGCGACGAGGAUAUCGGUGCGUGA
Molecule: messenger RNA, 1092 nt
Organism: Penicillium lagena
Lineage: Eukaryota; Fungi; Ascomycota; Eurotiomycetes; Eurotiales; Aspergillaceae
Product: GTP-binding protein RBG1
Exons: 8
Coding region: 1-1092 (363 amino acids)
Biological process (GO): cytoplasmic translation
Cellular component (GO): cytoplasm
Molecular function (GO): GTPase activity; GTP binding
Source: RefSeq, a predicted model, not a curated record